This is a messenger RNA of Paramacrobiotus metropolitanus, 3322 nucleotides long. RefSeq lists its product as uncharacterized. The coding region runs from base 315 to 3149 and encodes 944 amino acids. Lineage: Eukaryota; Metazoa; Tardigrada; Eutardigrada; Parachela; Macrobiotidae. The record is from RefSeq and is a predicted model, not a curated record. The transcript has 7 exons.
GGCUACCCACUUUCAGAUUGGAAAUCCACCGCACAUUCGCACACGCAGCUAUGCAUGCUUAUGACAUACGUGUUCUACAUUUGUUCUGCCUGUAAUUUAGAGCAACUGACUGCUUGUAAGUCGUUACAGACGUUACCGGUAGUGUCUUCUGGCAGUGGUUUGUUAAUUAUUUUAAAUUACAGGCAGUGUUUUGUUAAAGUUUUGGAGCGCUUAACGAAUAAUAAUUGUAUGUUUUUAUCUGAAAAAAUCCACGGAAGAAACGUCAUGUUGGGAGCACUGUUUGCUCACCUUUACCGCACUCUCCCUUCUUUCACAUGGCCAGCGAUGAAAAGCUCAAACGCCUGCAACGAAACUCCCAAAAAACCAUCGACACUUUAGAGCGGUUGCUAGAUUCUCUGCACCACCAGCCACCCGACACCAACCAUGUAUCCUGGCUGGAGAAACUCAUCCAGUGGAUCGCUGUCGUUCACUUCCAAGGCCUGCUUCCGGAUGCUUGUCAGCAUACAGUGCGCACCCUCUUCCAUACUUUUCUUACCUUACCGGUGACCUUUCUCGAAGAAUGGCGGGCACUCUUUGACUGCAUUGAUUUAGCCUUGUAUCGCCUAAAAAGUUUGGGAUGGAGUUACCAGGAAGCCUUUUGGCGCACCUGGAUGGGUUUAACCGGGCGGGUGUACAAGGCGCGAGGGGAGGAAGUUUCGGGACAGCUACUGCGACCGGUGUUUAUAACAUGCAGUAUUAUAAUUCAUUUGCACGGAGCAGAAAAGCUGUUUGAGUUAUGCAAUACACGUGCUGAUGGGGAAGCUCUGUGGAGUAAUCCGUGUUUUGUGGAGCUAGUAAUGCGCUGUGUGGUACGCGCGGUGUUGUGUCUGCCGCAUCACGCUUUCCCUGCGCACCAGACGGCCAUCUUUUUCAUUAAGUAUGCUCUGCUAAGUUCGGUAAGCUUGCUGCGCAGAGCAGGAUUAGAAGGUCUGAAAGCGUUGUAUCUUGCCAAGAGCGGGUGUGAUGAUAUUGUGGAACUGAACGGCAGUAUUCGCCGCCUGCUAUCUUUGUCACAUGCAGACGACGGGAGGCGUGCAUACGACGCCGUAUUAAGCCGGAUCAAGCGGGAGCAAGCGCCGGAAGUUGACAGCCACACACAAAUCUUGUAUUUCUUCUUAGACAUUCGACACGACGGCAGCGCAUAUCCAGAGGAGGCAGUUACUAGCGAUGUUGCAUGGGUGAAGGCAGCCGACGACCAAUAUCUGCGUCACUGUGUACGCGACGCGACCUACUGGACAAAAAAGGACACUGCUCAGGUUCACAACGACCUGCACAUGCUGGCCGCGGGAGAUCGCAGUCCGAAUUUCCUGAAAUCACUGCAAUCCGAAUCGGUCAUCAGUCCUAAGCAAGCUGCGGUCCCGAAAAUAAAGCAUCCAUCCAAUGGGUCCUUGUCGACAUUUGUUGUCGAUGAGCAUGAACCGCUGAACCAGCCGGCACACGGUAUCAACAAACUGACCGAUUGGGCAGAAAAGCCGCUGCACGAUUCCGACGGGGAAGGUGAGCCGGUUGCCUGCACAACAGCGGGGUCUGGAAAAGAAUUCCAUGUGAAUGAAAUGGCGCUUGAGCACGUGCUAAAAAUGCCAAGUUUCCCGGCGCAAACCGCUCGACUGUUAAGGCGCAGUAACACUAGCGAUGUGGCGCUGCCAUCGAUAUUGUACGUGGCUAAGAAUGCCUUGCAAGGCCAGACGAAAGCAAAGGAACCAAAGCCAUCGGCGCCUUUGCGCCCGUUUCCUUUACCAGCCUCGGAUAGGUCAUCGCCGGAAAAACUGUCUCAUCGCUGUGAUGAGAAAAUUGCGGUAAGAAAAAUCACACCGGAAUUUCAGCAUUCUGCUCCCAGGAAGCAAAUUAGCAAGGAUUCGCUAAGUCACUCCAUACCCACUGAUCGUUCGCCCAUUGAGUCCAGCGAGGUCGCCACUGUUUCAGAAAUCCUACCGGUUCACGUUCCCGUACAUUCAGAAAAGGAAAUGAGGAAUCUCAACGGCAGAAUGCAGAACCAUGUGGACCAAACUGAAAACGGAACACUCGAUAACCUUUCCACUGAUCAGUCGUUCCUCUGCAACGAACCAGUUUUAAACACAACCGUCACCAAAUCCAAACCAGAGAAACGGUUGAUUACAAAAAAACGAAUGUCGACACAGCUGCCUUGUGAUCCAAUGUCUUUCGAAUCUGCUCCUCCAAAAGCGUCUGCAAAACUUAAACCCGAGGCGAAAAACCGAUCAAAGAACACCAACGGCCAACGCAGAGGUCACGGUGACUUGACAGACUCGCCAUCGGUGACGGAAGCAUCCUUAGGCAAGAAAACAGAGGAAGUGCGCAUGGAUUUGCAGGUGCUACUCGACCGUAUGCAGAGAGGUCCCCGCUACAGUAAGGACGUGGUGCAGGCCGUAGAAGAGUUCGUGCAACUCACUCGCUGUUACCCGCAUGUGGUAGAGAGCGCCAUUGGGGCGGCGUUUGCACAGUUCCUGCCGUUAGUGUACAGCUUGAAUAGCCAUGUUGCGGCGGAAGCCGUAGCGGCGCUGGAAACGGUGAUGCCGCUUGUUGAGGGGAAACUGCAUUUAGUGGCAUCGCAGGUCCUGGAGGCGCUGUGCAGUAACAUGCAGAACGCAAGGACAUGUGACCAUUCGAAGAAGGUGUUCAACCAGAUCCUUAAUACACAGAUUGAACGCGCCGGAACCCUGUUGGCUCCCUUAGCCGCUAAUAUUACUAUCAUGAUGAAGAAAAACAAAAAGGACGCUUUCGCUUUCGUCACCGGUCGGUAUGCCGAGGCUCUGAAGUACGCUUUUCCCAAACCGCCCAAAAGCCAAGCGGCGGCCGUGCAAAUCCUACAGUUUGUCAAGAGCGUCUUGGUGUGGAUUACCAAUUACGGGGACCUGCAUUCUUCCUCCAAACCGGAGAUUGUGGCGGUCGAUGCGCUAAUUCAGCAGGCCAUCCGGUCCUUCGGACUGGAGAUGGUCAAUAAAGUCUGUUACGAUUAUCGGGAUACCAUUAAACUGUUUCUGUCACGCAACGCUGGCGGUGUGCCAGUAGUGACUGCCAGUGGUCCCGGACUGCGGAAAGUGGUUGUCAGGAAGAGUUCCCUGAUGGCAUUCAAAAAACAAGCUCGAUUUUAACUGACUGAAUUGUUCGGUCGUAGUGCUUGCGUGCUGCUAUAAUAACAGAAACGUAGCUGGUUUUUAUUUGUAUUUAUCCUGUGAAAUAUUACACAUUUGAAACUGCAAAGAAUGACGCCAAAAGUACGAACGUGCCAUCAAAAAAUUCCUCACUCUCCCCAUUAAAAACUAAA